This is a messenger RNA of Aphanomyces astaci, 1202 nucleotides long. RefSeq lists its product as hypothetical. The record is from RefSeq and is a predicted model, not a curated record. The annotation marks the transcript as partial. NCBI's taxonomy places the organism in Eukaryota, Oomycota, Saprolegniomycetes, Saprolegniales, Verrucalvaceae. The transcript is spliced from 2 exons.
AUGGCAGGGGUUCUCCAAGUGGCUAUCCUUCUAGCGAUGAAGACAACGAUCGACGUUCAGUGGAGGGCAAUUCUCGGCCCGGCAACGGUGAAGGUCGUGGUGGGAGUUCGCCCAGAGGACACCCUCCAAGCGACGAAGAUGAACGCGGUGGUGCCUCUGUGGGAGGACUUUCUCCGCUCACCGACGGCGGUGGACACGACAGGGGUUCUCCAAGUGUCUAUCCUUCUAGUGAUGAAGACAACGAUCGACGUUCAGUGGAGGGCAAUUCUCGGCCCGGCAACGGUGAAGGUCGUGGUGGGAGUUCGCCCAGAGGACACCCUCCAAGCGACGAAGAUGAACGCGGUGGUGCCUCUGUGGGAGGACUUUCUCCGCUCGGUGACGGCGGUAGAUACGACAGGGGUUCUCCAAGUGUCUAUUCUUCUAGCGACGAAGACAACGAUCGACGUUCAGUGGAGGGCAAUUCUCCGCCCGGCAACGGCGAAGGUCGUGGCGGGAGUUCGCCCAGAGGACAUCCUCCAAGCGAGGACGAUGAACGCGGUGGUGCCUCUGCGGGAGGACUUUCUCCGCUCGGUGGGGGCGAAGAUCGACAUUCUCCGUGUGGGGAGAGCUGCGAUCGUGGUGGCGAUUCAGUGGAAGGACAUUCUCCAAAUGCCGACAGAGACCGACGAGGAAGAGGCCGAAAUCCUUGCAGCAGCGCUAUUUGCACCGAUGGCUGCUGAGCACAAGAGUUUUGUGUUUGCCAUGCCCCCAAUGAUGGUUUCCAAGAAGACGAAGCUGCCGGUUCCCCGUUUAAAGGAAGAAGUUGAAGCUCUUAGCGCAGAACUGAGUGCAAAGUACGCAAAGUUCCAGCCCAAGUUACGUUUUCGUGACGUGUAUGCGAGCUUGGACGCAUUCGAAGUCAAGAUGCGAGCAAACGUCCAAGAAGUCGAUCGUGUUGAAGAAACCAAGGAGAUGGACGACUCCUUUAUGGAUAAACGUCGCGCUGUGUGGCAACGUUUGAACUCCCUCCCGAAGGUGUAUGUGGCCGUCGACGAAAUCUGCGAGUUGCCCGCGGCGGAGAAGUACGUUGGACUGGACGGCCUUUAUUCCGUGCGUCCUGUUCGUGACGACGAAGUAAAGCACCACAUGCAAGAAAUGAAGACAAGCGGGUUUUUGGGUGUCAGCCAGGUGGUGUUGUGCACACCCGGACCGAACGGUUUCAA